This is a messenger RNA of Salvia hispanica, 2007 nucleotides long. It is a transcript of the gene CYP97B3, whose product is annotated as cytochrome P450, family 97, subfamily B, polypeptide 3. Gene Ontology annotation, cellular component: chloroplast. Gene Ontology annotation, molecular function: iron ion binding; heme binding; oxidoreductase activity, acting on paired donors, with incorporation or reduction of molecular oxygen. The record is from RefSeq and is a predicted model, not a curated record. NCBI's taxonomy places the organism in Eukaryota, Viridiplantae, Streptophyta, Magnoliopsida, Lamiales, Lamiaceae.
GAAGCUUUAAAUAUCUUAAUAACAUUUUCCCUUCUGGAGAGUGGAAUCUCCACCUCUCUCCCACUCACCUCAACUAAUUUUUAUCAAUUCCAAUUUCUUCACUUCACACACCUCACUGGUUGCAACAAUGGCAACUGCAAUCACUGGUUGUGCCAAUCAUCCAUGCGUUUUGGCGAAUCAUCCCUUCCAAUUUUCAGCUUCCCGUUUGAAUUCCAAUUCCUCUGCUGCCUCUUCAAAUUCAGUCUUGGGCUGUAAGGCAAAGGGGCUUUCAAUCAGGUGCCAAUCAUCCACGGGCACCGAUGAAGCGAAAACAGCAAAACAGAUGAACUUACUAGACAAUGCAAGCAACAUGCUCACUAAUUUCCUGAGUGGGGCGAAGAUACUGUCGAUGCCUACUGCUGAGGGUGCAGUCUCGGAUCUGUUUGGAAAACCACUUUUCUUCUCCUUGUAUGAUUGGUUCAUCGAGCAUGGCUCGGUUUAUAAACUUGCCUUUGGGCCUAAAGCAUUCAUUGUCGUCUCAGAUCCCAUCGUUGCUAGACAUAUUCUCCGUGAAAAUGCAUUUUCCUACGACAAGGGCGUUCUCGCUGAUAUAUUGGAACCGAUAAUGGGCAAAGGACUCAUACCUGCUGACCUCGACACGUGGAAGCAGAGGAGGCGAGUUAUCGCUCCCGGAUUCCACUCGCUCUUCUUGGAAACUAUGGCGAAAAUGUUUGCUAACUGCUCCGACAGAAUGAUAGCGAAAUUUGAUAACCUUUUAGAAGCAGAAGCUUCUAGGGGAGGGAAGAAAAUAGAGUUGGACCUCGAGGCCGAGUUCUCUAGUUUGGCGCUCGACAUUAUUGGCCUCGGUGUCUUCAAUUAUGACUUCGGUUCUGUUACAAAAGAGUCCCCAGUGAUUAAGGCGGUGUACGGUACUCUGUUCGAGGCCGAGCACCGUUCAACAUUCUACAUACCUUACUGGAAACUCCCUUUGGCGAAAUGGCUCGUCCCUCGACAAAGGAAGUUCCAGAGCGACCUUAAGGUCAUAAACGACUGCCUCGAUGGCCUGAUAAAGAAUGCAAAAGAGACUAGAGAGGAAGCUGAUGUCGAGAAACUGCAGCAACGCGACUACGCUAAUAUCAAGGAUGCUAGCCUCUUGCGUUUUCUAGUCGACAUGAGAGGAGUAGACGCUGAUGAUCGACAGCUCAGAGACGACCUGAUGACGAUGCUUAUAGCCGGACACGAGACAACAGCUGCUGUGCUUACAUGGUCUAUUUACCUUCUAGCACAGCAUCCAUCGAAAAUGAAGAAAGCACAGGCAGAGGUCGAUUCAGUGCUUGGACAGGAGCCGAUCACAUAUGAAGCAAUCAAAAAGCUCGAGUACGUGCGGCUUAUUGUGGUUGAAUCUCUGCGAUUAUACCCACAGCCUCCGUUGCUGAUCAGACGGUCUCUCAAACCCGAUAAGUUACCGGGUGGCUACAAUGGCAACGAAGACGGUUACUCAAUUCCAGCCGGGACGGACUUAUUUGUUUCUGUGUAUAAUCUCCACAGAUCUCCCCAUUAUUGGGACAACCCUAAUGAAUUUGAGCCGGAGAGGUUUCAAAGGCAAAAAGCUAGCCAAGUUGAUGGCUGGGCUGGUUUUGAUCCAUCUCGUAGCCCCGGGGCACUGUAUCCUAACGAGAUCAUUGCCGAUUUCGCCUUCUUGCCCUUCGGAGGGGGGCCAAGAAAAUGUGUCGGGGACCAGUUCGCCCUCAUGGAGUCGACUGUGGCGCUGGCAGCGUUGCUAAGGAAGUUCGAUGUGAACCUGCGAGGAUCGCCGGAAUCCGUCGAACUAGUCACCGGAGCCACCAUCCACACCAAGAGUGGGCUGUGGUGCCAGCUGGAGAAGAGAUCAUCGACUUCUAAUUGAUUUUGCAUCUCUUGUAGUUGUGACUAAAGAAUGUCUCUUUUAGAAUCAAGAAUCAAAUUUUGCUCAUGCUGUCACACUUCAGUCGUUAGCCUAUUUUAAAUGUAAAGUUAUUUAUUUGGCCA